UGUUUUUGCCUUUUUGUGCAAAAACGUCGUAUUGGCUUCUCGGAAAAAAAUCCUCUUACCAUGCAGGGUGCUUGAAAUGAUGUGCAGUUUAUCGUUACGUCUAUCUUUAUUAUUUUUCUUAGCCAUUCACAGCAGAUGCGAUACCUGUUAAACUCGUUAUGUUGUGUCUGUAUUUCUGAAAAGUAUGCAGUCUGAAGAAUUUUCGGGGAUCGCAGUGCUUAGAAAGUUUUAAAAUGAUUUUCUUCGUAUUUGUGUUUCUAUUUCGUUCGAAAACUGAGGUUUGUUCUACAGACAUUUAUGGAUAGCUAGACCCAAAGCGGUCUCACUGUUCCUUCGCCACAGCUGCAAAAUAUACACUGUGAGACAAAUUCGAGAUGGUUCUGUUUAGUUUCGGCUCCGCUGGAAACAUUAUUGUGCUAUAUUAUUUCUAUUUUCUAACAUCAUCAACGUUCGCUGCUGAGGCGGAUCAAGCUUCAGGACCACUUUUGCUCACUCCUCUGUUGGAGAAAGGUGAUGCGGAACAGGCACGACAGCUCAGUCAGGUACAGGGCAACAUCAUUGCCAAGCCCACGCUGAGCUACUCAGCUUUCAUCACAGUGGACAAAGAGGCGGACUACCAUAUGCACUUCUGGUACUUCCCUUCACCCUCGGAACAAGAGGCCCCCCUCAUGUUGUGGUUGAAUGGGGGGCCCACAGUCUCCUCUAUGAUGGGCGUCUUCUGGCUGCACGGGCCCUUCAAGCCCGAGAAAGUCGGAUUGUAUGACUUUGGCAAGAUAAUACCCAGAAACGAGACAUGGGUUGGACCCUUUUCAGCCGUCUACGUGGACAUUAUCGGACGAGGCUUCAGCAGCUCCCAUGAUUUUCAGCAAUCGAAUAGAUACAAACAGGAGGUCUACACUAAAGAUUUGUACAAUUUUGUACAACAGUUUCUGCUGCUUUUUCCCGAAUUCAGAACAAGAGGCGUGUACAUAGCUGGCCAGUCCUACGCAGGGCACUUUGUACCGGCCCUGGCAUAUGCCUUACACAAGGGCAUCAGUGAGGGAGACUUGGACAUGGUUCUGAAAGGAGUCAUCCUAGGUGGACCUCUGUACUACCCACAGGUUCAAGAUGCUGCCUUGUUCGACUAUCUGUAUAAUCUGGGUGCCAUAAGCCUAGCAGAAAAGAAGGCGGCACACGAGAGGGUGGAACAACUCCAUCUCGAAGCAGCGAACAGCAACAACGAACUAAAUAUUACAUUCGCAGAGGUUUACGACAGAGUGUUGAAACCUGGCUAUGACAGCAUGAUGGACAAUUACGUCUCAGAAAGAUUACGGCCUUUCAACUUAGUUCAAACGAUGGUCAAUUCAGUCAGAGAACACUUGCAUGUUGGCGAUGUACCGUUCCACAUCUUCGGUCCCAGUCAAUACGACCAUUUCGGACCUGAUUACUUCGUCUCUACACACAAAGAAAUGGCUGAGUUAAUGGACAACUACAAUGUUCUCAUCUACAACGGAGAUCAGGAUCUCAUUGUAAGCUCUGCAAGUGUCGAAGCUGCAGUAUUGGCAACGCCUUGGAAGUUUCAAGACGAAUACCAGAAAGCGAACAGGUCUAUUUGGGGGUUCCCUUGUAUAGAAGGUUUCUACACACGCCUGGACCGGUUUUGCCGCGUUAUUGUUCAUAGAUCCGGUCACCAGGUCCCGAACGAUCAGCCAAAGUCUAGUCGUGUCAUGGUCGAACACUUUCUCAAAUAUGGCUGUUUGACAGAGCCUUUUCAAGAACACUCUACGCAUUGCUUUUGGCCGGUGCCAGACGAGACUUCCAGAGGAGCCUCAACCUUACAUUAUAUGCAUAUCGCUCUUAAGUGUAUAGUGUUAUCUUUCUAUUUUGUUGUGUCUGCAUUUGUGUUAUAAAUGUCUUGUGCUUUUCUUUUUAAUUUUAACACAUAAAUUGAUGAACGAUUGUUAGUUGAAAUAUUAUCCAGAGUUUCAUGUUGAGUGGCUCCACGUUUGAUGCAUUUGUAUGUUCAACAACAAGGACCCUUUUCAAAACUCUUAGAAAUUGUACACUAUUUUAUGUGAACUGACAUCAGGUUAACGACCUUUUUCUUUGAUGCAUUUCUUCUUCUUUGGGGGCUCCGAGAGGGGCGAUUGAAUUUUUGCCAUUAUUAAGAAAAAGAAAUUCAUCCAGGUAAGAGCGACAUGCUAAACGAAUAUUCCGUUUCGAUAGUAUUGAACAAGGUAUCGAUACACAAUGCUUUUGGUGUGUUUUUGUAGAAUACAGAUUAAGAUUAAUGAAAAUAAACUUUCAGUAUUGUCCCCUUUGCAUUUUAAGGCUUGGGACAGGUAGUAUUUGGAAACAAACAUUCUUCUUGAGUCAAUUUCUUAUGAUAUAUAGGCAGCGGUGAACAUGUUCUGUCUUUAUUUCUCCUUUGGGUGAAUGCAUCGAUGAGGUCUCCUGCCUGGCAUUUUAUUUCGUUUUUCGGUUCUCGUCCUCGCCGUUCUCUGCCCAAGGUGCAGUUCUCUUAAAUUGUUGAACGAGGACUGUUGAACAAGGCGUUUCAAAUAAACGUUCUCGAAAUCU
Molecule: messenger RNA, 2559 nt
Organism: Aplysia californica (California sea hare)
Lineage: Eukaryota; Metazoa; Mollusca; Gastropoda; Aplysiida; Aplysiidae
Product: probable serine carboxypeptidase CPVL
Exons: 7
Coding region: 375-1889 (504 amino acids)
Biological process (GO): proteolysis
Molecular function (GO): serine-type carboxypeptidase activity
Source: RefSeq, a predicted model, not a curated record